Molecule: messenger RNA, 1299 nt
Organism: Cladophialophora psammophila CBS 110553
Lineage: Eukaryota; Fungi; Ascomycota; Eurotiomycetes; Chaetothyriales; Herpotrichiellaceae
Exons: 1
Coding region: 1-1299 (432 amino acids)
Molecular function (GO): protein binding
Source: RefSeq, a predicted model, not a curated record
AUGGAGCAAGCGAAAGGAAAACAUAGAAGAGUCGAUAGCGAGGAUGAUGAUCCUGGAGAGUCGUCAAAGAUCCCAGCAAACAUCAAAAAGAAAAGGAAGUCUCAGUCCGUAACGCCACCUUCCAGAGCUGCGAGGACAAGUCAACGGCCUGGUCGGAAGUACGAAAUGCAAUGGCGCCUUGGUCAGGCACCGGCAGCCAGUAUCAGAGACGCAAGAGAAGAGUCAAACUUUGAACGAGUGCUUACUGCUAUUUCCAGCUAUCACCAAGGCAAUGCGGCUGGUAUUUGGAAGACUGCCAUGCUUCAAAAUGCUUCUGAGUUCGAUGGAAAUGGUCUCACGGAAGCUAUUUCGGUCUCUAUUAUGCUGGCUGCAGGGUUCAUCGCUGCCGGUCAGUCUGAGAGUGCAAGCCAAAUUCUGAACACGACUUUGCCGCUUGCUAGAAUCAUGCUACUCAGUCAGCACCCCCAGCUCUGCUUUUACCUCACCGAGAUCAGCAUGGACACUUCGAAGACUGUGGUUGGAAGCCUUCGGGCGUCAUGGAAGAAUUACCUGGCACCGCUUGCCGUCAACGUUCUGGGGCAGCGUCACCCUAUCUCUAUUCUGCUUCAGACGCCUUUGACGGUCGAACAGAAGGUCAGAAUGCGAAAGGAGGGACAAAGAAUAGCACAUGUGGAACACAUCCGAGCCUUCGGCACCCACUCAUAUCAAACCAUGCUGCACCUCUGGUACUGGGCUCGGCUCACGGCCUCAUCGGGCGACGUUGCGGAAUCCAUCCGAAUGCUCGAAAACUUGACUCAGGCUUGGGAACAGGUCUACUCGACCAAUUCAGCCGUGUCAAUCGCUGCCAUCGUCGAGCAGGCCAGAGUGAUGCUCGCAUCUGGAGACGCCAGCGUGAAGGUUGAAUGCAUCCUGGGUGACGCGCUUCGACGGAAUGACGUGCUUUCCUCGGGCCAGGCUCUGCAGCCGCAGUUCAUGGACGCGGCCGAGUUAAGGUUACGAAAGAGUAGUCUCAUCUUCUCUCGGUUAGCGGCUUUUCGCUGUCUGGGACGUUUGCACCUCAUGAGAAACAAUCUCGGCAACGCGAUAUGCUGUUUCCAACAAGCACUGGACAUAGCCGAAUCGAACUUGAUGGAAGCAUCUUCGGUGAGGAAGAUGUGCAAGACCGAUCUGGCCGCGGCGGAAAUGUUGGAACUCGAGCAAUCGAUGGGUGGCUUGACACUAACGGACCCGAUGAGCAGACUUCCUCCCCUUACCAGCAUAAUUCCUUUCUCCCCAGUGGAAAAGACCGGGACACGGUAG